ACAGCCUCUGAAUUUGCUUAGGUUUGCUCAGUCACUCCACAUAUCCGACACGCAGACUAACCAGUCUCGUCUCCACACGCUCAGACCGUAACCAGCUGUAGUAACUCUUUAUUUCGUAGCAGUCUUUGGCUGCAUAGCAGUAGCUGCACUAGCAGGAAGCCAUGGCCCACAAAGCAGUAGCACCUCUUCUCGUUCUCUGCCUGCUUGCAAGUGCCACCGUCUCGCAUGGUGCUCGGCCAAUCGCCUCGACAGAAAACAGCGCUGAAACAUUCCCGUCCGCGUCACUCCCUUCCUCGGAGGAGGGAAAAGAGUGGAGCCGAGAGAAUGAAGAGACUACCAGCGACGACAGUGUCGUUUCCGUCUCCCUGCCUGGCUCUGAUAACGUCAUCGCUGCUGUCACGAAUCCGCACCGCCACGUGGCUGCUAAGACCACGAGCAGCUUCAGCGUGUCGCUGCCCGGCUCUGACAACGAGAUCGUCGCAUUCGGGGUUCCUACGACGGCGGCGAACAGCGUCGUCGUCGUCGAUGCGAGCGACGCAGUGGCGGUGGAGGGGGGGGUGACAAAGGAAGAGAACGACUCCACCGUCCACGUGUCGCUUCCUGGUUCGGACAACGAGAUUUGGGCCGCCCACGUGCCCCACAGGACGAGCGACGUCGUCGUUGCGACCGACGCCGAGGCGGUGAUGGAGGAAGAGGGGGCGACGGAGGAGGGGGAGGCGACGCCAUCCGGAAAAUCCCACCCCUGGAAAUUCUUCCCCGCGGCGACAGCGACUGCUGCUGCCGCUUCUGCGCAUCCUGCUUCUGACGACACCGACUCCACCUUCCACGUGUCGCUUCCUGGUUCGGACAACGAGAUCUGGGCCGCCCACGUGCCCCACAGGGAGAGCAACGUCGUGCUUGUCACUGACGAGUCGGACCGCGAUGCAACCACCACCGCCAUUUCCACCUCUGCCACCAACGCCGCCACUACAUCGCACGAUGACAACACUGCGUCCGUGUCUCUUCCUGGGUCUGACAACAUAAUUGAGGCGUUCCACAUUCGCGGUAACAAGAAAAAGACAACGUCUUUCCAGGUGUCGCUUCCCGGGUCCGACAAUGUUAUGACCGCGUACGGCGUGCCCGAGAGGAAGGGGAUGAUCGUUGUCGCUACGGAGGAUGCGGAAGUUGCGGGGACGACAGUCGCAGAGAGGACGACUGUUGGCAACAUUGCAGAAGCGAAUACGAAUGCAGACGACGUUUUCACGGUGUCGCUUCCUGGGUCCGACAACGUGAUUGCUGCACUACACCUACCCGAGAAGCGCAAAUUCGUUGUCGCGGAAGCGUAGCUUUGCUCAAUCACAAGCGCAAAUAAUGGGGAGAAAGCCCCCAUCAAAUAAUUAUAUCGAUAUAAGAAUGGACUACAUUUCCUCCUAGGAAAAUAAAUUAAUAUCUUCACUCUAG
Closterium sp. NIES-67 is the source of this 1440-nucleotide messenger RNA. The record is from the annotation of a GenBank genome assembly. Lineage: Eukaryota; Viridiplantae; Streptophyta; Zygnematophyceae; Desmidiales; Closteriaceae.